AGGUACCUACCUAGGUAGGUACCUAGGCUUCAGCGGUCUGACCAGGGCCUCGGGACUCGGUAGCUCAUCUCACGUCACGUCACAUCUUCAUUAUUCGCCUUUUUGCCUCGCCUGCGCCCGUCUUACAUUAUCUAGAACAAGUAGUAUUCCGAUCACCUACCAGUUCCAGGUCCAUUAGCCGAGGGGUUAGAGUAAGCCUCGCGCAUAGUAGGUACUGGAGGCGUGAGAAUUGCCAAGGUAGAGAAAGACACAGGGAGACAAGAUACUCACCUCUAGCUACCCUCUCUUCUAUUUUCAACAUCCUCGCUCUCUCUCUCCCGCUCUCCUUCUCUCUGCCUUCGGCAGUACCACUAAGAGACUCAACAAUAUAUAUCAGCCUGUAUUUUAUCUCAUAGCUUUCAUCUCUCCCCAAGCUUCUCUCCCUGUCGUCUUUGUCACUGUGCUUUGAGCCAUGGAGCGUCAUCGCCAGUCACAGCGGAACCCCUCGCUUCUCCUUCUACCUCCACCACCACAGCCAGCAGACCAUACAUCCCUAUCUGUCGCAUAUGAGCCUGCUAUCAAAGCCGCUAUAACAAAGCUCAAGAAUGAAGACCACCAUAGCGAGAGAGGCUCCGUGCUUUUCGUGGGAAUCAGUUCGGCCAUUCUCUCCGGCCCCGCCCCCAACCAAAAGUCCCUCUCAUGGCCCGCCGCCCAGUCGGUUCUGGCCCGCAUCUACAGCAUCGUGGCCCUUAUUUGCGCCCAGCUCUCCGUCCCCAGCGAGAUGCAUGCCGGCCCGGAUUCCAUUGAUGUGCGCGUGCUAUUCAUUCAUUACGACCCGUCUAGGCCUAUAGCACAGCAUCCUCGGCUGGCAAUUGAUGUCAACAAUACCAUCAUCAUUGAUUUACACACAUUCGCGUCCGCUUACCACCCCUGGCAUGAAAUCUUCCAUGUAAACAGCGAACCAGGAUACCGGCUUUUCACAUCUUAUAUGAAGAUAUACGAGCAGGUUCAGACGUUGAGGCAAGAUCAACUUAUCGUUGUCGAGAGUGGGCUCUCCUUGAGCGAGAACCCGUCGCCACCUGCGCAGACAAGGCUGUAUCCAAUUGUCUGUCUCGGCGGUACAUUCGACCAUUUACAUGCCGGCCACAAACUUCUCUUAACCGCCGCUGCCCUGUUGCUCAAGGUACCGGACAGCCCCGCGACAACCCCAGCACGAUUCAUCAUUGGCAUCACUGGUGAUGAGCUACUGAAGCGAAAGAAGUAUGCCGAAUUUGUCCAGCCAUGGGAUCUACGUGUUAUGAAUGUUAUUGAAUUCUUAGCAUCCUUACUCCAGCUGUCCAAACAAGGAUGGGUAGAACCAGACGUUACGAAGAAUGACGGCAAGGUGAUUGCUAGGUUUCGGGACGGUACAAUCGAGAUUCAUUGUGUGAUGCUUCAAGAUGCUUUCGGACCGACUACUGCAGAAGAAGAAAUGGAUGCACUCGUAGUGUCUGGAGAGACGCGAUCAGGUGGGGAUGCUGUGAACGCUAGGCGUAGAGAACUUGGCUGGCAUGAACUCGAGAUUUUUGAAGUGGACGUUCUGGACGCAGGGGAUGGCACUGAUUCUUCUGCCACGAAGACGGAUUUCGCGACCAAGAUAAGUAGCACUGCGAUUCGAGAGAGGAAGGCCGGGGCCCGCAAAUGAGGGUGAGAUUUCUAUUGUGAAUCUUGGAUCGC
Messenger RNA from Xylaria bambusicola, 1695 nucleotides. Its product is annotated as cytidylyltransferase. The record is from RefSeq and is a predicted model, not a curated record. Lineage: Eukaryota; Fungi; Ascomycota; Sordariomycetes; Xylariales; Xylariaceae. The transcript has a single exon. Bases 452 to 1663 code for a protein of 403 amino acids. Gene Ontology annotation, biological process: coenzyme A biosynthetic process. Gene Ontology annotation, molecular function: dephospho-CoA kinase activity.